AUGCCUCUCAGGUUUGAUCCUAGCGUUUACACUGUGGGCUGGGUCUGCGCUAUCAAAGACGAGGUCACUGCUUCGCGAGCCUUUCUUGAUGAGGAACAUGAACAGCCUCGUAGACGGCAGAAUGAUAAUAAUGUUUAUAUCGUUGGCCGAAUGGGAGAACACAAAGUGGUCAUCGCAUUCCCUGGAGCGGGCUCGUACGGUGCCGAUGCCAUUGCCCAUACUGUGGCUAACAUGGUUCGGACAUUUCGAAAUAUCCGAUUCGGUCUGAUGGUCGGGAUAGGCGGAGCGGCACCUUCAGCACCCGAUCCUAAGGACCCAUUGAAUGACAUUCGGUUAGGAGAUGUUGUUGUUAGUGAGCCGAAGGGAAACUACACUUCUCACGAUAAUGAAGGCGGAGUAUUGCAGUACGACAAAGGCCGCUAUAAGGAUAAUGGUUUCGAAAUCAGAUCGCACAUGAAUAAACCACCGAAGCUUCUACUGGCUGCGAUGAAGCUGCUGCAGUCUUAUCAUGACAUUGGCCGGGGAAAGAUGACAGCCUUCAUUGAUGACAUUAGACACAAGUCCAGCCAAUUACUAUCAUGGGGUUUUCGCUUCCCAGGCCGCGAGCUCGAUCGACUAUACAAGCCAGAUCUCCCGCAUAGUGAGGGAAAAGAUUACAGGGACUAUGGGCAUGAAGGGCUGGAAAAGCGCCUUGAUCGUGAAACAGAUGAACCUGUCGUUCACUAUGGUAUUAUCGGCUCGGCCAAUGCUACGAUGAGAUCUGUCGUGUACCGGAAUUAUCUGAGAGACGCUUGGGGCGUGUGCUGCUUUGAAACAGAGGCCGCGGGGCUUAUGAAUGACCUUCCGUGUGUCGUCAUCAGAGGAAUUGCCAAUUACUCCGACGGCCAUAAGUACGAUAAUUGGCAGCGAUAUGCAGCAGUCACGGCAGCCGCGUAUGCCAAAGAUCUUCUACGAGUCGUGCCAGCUGAGGAGCCUAGCAGCAGCGAAGACUUUUCGUGGGAAUUGAGAGAAGUAGAAAAACGAGUCGCCAAACUUGAUGAUAUGCUCAAUGAUUUUCCCUACGAUAUCGAUAAAACCUUUAUCUUUGAGGAGAUUCACCCAGGCACCGGCCAAUGUUUAUUGAACUCGGACAAAUUCCAGUCCUGGUACCAGGCCAAAGGGCAAAUGAUGCAGGGUCUGCAGACUCUUUAUGGUCGACAUAGUACCAGGGGCACGCAACCGUCAACACGCGAGAUGGUCGAACUUCUCUGUUCUAUGAGUAGUGAUAGGCAGAGGACCGACGGAAUUCCUAUUGGAGCUUUUUCGGAUUCAGGAUGCUACUGGCCUAAAUAUACUCGCAACUUCACUUUUCGCCCUGAACUCGAUAAGAUCUUCAGGGAAAGGGAUGGCUGUUCUUCUAUGGAGAUACGUGCCACGGAUGAAGAUGUUCGAAGCUAUAUCCAAGGGAAUAUCACUUCCCUACCAUCCUUUGUUACGCAGGAUCAAGCAAUGAUGGACAGAAUUCUAGAAGAUAUUCCCCGGGCUGCUAGCGGAAUCGCUCAGCUCGACAUUCAGGAUGACUGGGGAAGAACUGCUUUGAUGUGUGCAGCUCAAUCUUGCUACGACGAGAUGGUCAUUAUCCUGUUGAAAAGCGGUGCUGACUGGAGGAAUAAUCCAGGCGUUGCUGCCUUAUGA
This is a messenger RNA of Aspergillus vadensis CBS 113365, 1674 nucleotides long. Its product is annotated as purine and uridine phosphorylase. NCBI's taxonomy places the organism in Eukaryota, Fungi, Ascomycota, Eurotiomycetes, Eurotiales, Aspergillaceae. Gene Ontology annotation, biological process: nucleoside metabolic process. The coding region runs from base 1 to 1674 and encodes 557 amino acids. Gene Ontology annotation, molecular function: protein binding; catalytic activity. The record is from RefSeq and is a predicted model, not a curated record. The transcript is spliced from 7 exons.